AUGUUCUUUUUCGGAGGAUUUGCUACUGUGGAAAUUUACCUCUUGGCCUCAAUGGCCUUUGACCGCUACUUGGCAGUGUGCAGACCCCUGCAUUUCACCACCACCAUGACAACAUGUGUUUAUGCUUGUUUUAUAACAGGCUCCUAUAUAUGUGGUUUUCUGAAUAUCUCUAUCCAGACUGGGGAUACAUUCAGCCUCUCUUUCUGUGGGUCCAACGUGGUCCACCACUUUUUCUGUGAUUUUCCAGGAGUCAUGGUUCUCUCCUGCUGGGACAGACGUGUUAGUGAGAUGGUUCUUGUUUCUGUGGUGAGCUUCAACAUCUUCUUUGCUCUCCUGGUUAUCUUGACAUCCUACACAUUCAUAUUCAUCACCAUCCUAAAGAUGCGCUCGUCUGCAGGGUACCAGAAGGCUCUCUCCACCUGUGCUUCCCACUUUGUUGCAGUUUCUAUCUUCUAG
Sorex araneus (European shrew) is the source of this 456-nucleotide messenger RNA. RefSeq names its product olfactory receptor 5B3-like. Gene Ontology annotation, cellular component: membrane. NCBI's taxonomy places the organism in Eukaryota, Metazoa, Chordata, Mammalia, Eulipotyphla, Soricidae. Gene Ontology annotation, molecular function: G protein-coupled receptor activity; odorant binding; olfactory receptor activity. The record is from RefSeq and is a predicted model, not a curated record. The coding region runs from base 1 to 456 and encodes 151 amino acids. The transcript has a single exon. Gene Ontology annotation, biological process: G protein-coupled receptor signaling pathway; sensory perception of smell.